AUGCCUUCAAGCAAAGGAAAGCCAACGGACCCUAAGCUUCGCGAGAAGGUCAAGGAGGAGGUGAAGCAGAAGCCCAACAAAGACGGUGGUGGCAAGGGCCAGAUGGCCGCGUGGAAGGCUGCUGAGAUCUCCAAGGAGUACGAGAAGCAGGGUGGUGGCUACGAGAACGAGGCUGGCAGCAAGAACGAGCCUAAGAAGGGUGCGCCAGAAGCCAAGUCUGACAGCAAAAAGAAAACCGAGGAGAAGAAAGCCGACAAGGCUGAUUCCAAGACCGAGAAGUCGGAGUCCAAGGAGGACGAGAAGGCAGAGGACGCCGUGGAGGAGCAGGAGGCUCCCGCAAGCGCGCAGAAGCCCAAGGCUAACGUAGGGAAAAAGGCGGACAAGAAAUCCGACGACAAGGAUAGUGAGGAGAAGGCUGAUGCGAAGAGGAAGGCCGGGCCUAAGAAGGCCGCUGCACCCAAGAAAGAGAAGAAGGUGCCUCAAGAGGGCACCAGGCGAAGCACCCGAACAGCAGCGAAGAGGAACUCGCCCAUCAAGGAGGUCGAUACGGAUGCCGAUGAGGAUGAAGACGAGGCGCCGAAGAAGAAGAAGACUAAGAAGACCAAGUCUUAG
Ascochyta rabiei is the source of this 612-nucleotide messenger RNA. RefSeq lists its product as uncharacterized. The transcript is spliced from 2 exons. NCBI's taxonomy places the organism in Eukaryota, Fungi, Ascomycota, Dothideomycetes, Pleosporales, Didymellaceae. Bases 1 to 612 code for a protein of 203 amino acids. The record is from RefSeq and is a predicted model, not a curated record.